Molecule: messenger RNA, 1044 nt
Organism: Stylonychia lemnae
Lineage: Eukaryota; Ciliophora; Spirotrichea; Sporadotrichida; Oxytrichidae
Source: the annotation of a GenBank genome assembly
AUGGAAUAUCUAAAGCAAACUUUCUAAUGCCCUGGUUUAGGCAUUAAAGUCUAUAGAGUCCAUGUAAGGGUUGAUAACUAACGUGCACUAAAAAGGAAGUCAUUAUUGACAAGUUCUUAUAAGACUCGAUAAUUGAUCUAAGCAAAUAAUAAAUUGUAAAACUCCUAAGAUAAAAAUGAUUCAAGCCGAUAAUCUAUCAGAAAGAUUGAAUAAUAAGAUCCUAAUGACAUUCAAGAUUUGCUUAUUUCCCCUGCGUAGUAAUUGAAAAGAUAUUAUUCCAUUCAAGUUGGUGCAACAAAAAAUUAUCAAGCAAACGUAAAUCAAUAAUAAAAUUAAAAGCAAGAUUAAUAAAAAGGAUUAAAUAAUAGAAAUACUAACAAAAACAAAAGCCAACUUUGCUAAAAAAAAGAAAAUUACCUCUAUGAUCUAAAAGAAAAACAGGAUGAACUAGAGGAAGAGACAUUGCUAAAGAUGGAUUCAGAAACAAUUAUAAAAUAUCAAAAAUUUAGAGGAUUAGUCAAUGAACAAUUAAUGUUGAUGGAUAAUUAAUACAUAUUUACUCCUAAAUUUUUGCCCUUAUCUGUCAAAACUACUCUACUUUAUAAGGCGACAAGAGAUGGAUAUAAAGCAUCUGAUUUCCACAAAAUAUGUGAUAAUAAAGGCCCAACUAUAACAUUUAUAUUGAGUGAGCAAGGUUUAGUUUUUGGUGGAUAUACAUCUGUCUCUUGGAAAUCUACUGAUACUUAUUAAUCAAAAGAAGAUCAUUAAGCAUUUAUAUUUAGCUUGACUAAUAAAACUCUGCAUACUAAAUAUCGAAUCUUUGAUCAUGCAGUUGGACAUGACAAAGAAUACUUAAUGAUUUUUAGUGGGGACAUUAGAAUAAAGGAUAAAUGCAAUGCUCACGUAGAAAGUACUUCUGAAUUAGGCAUGACAUAUACGAUGAUAAAUAAUCAGAAGUUUCAAGAUGAUUUAACUCGUUAAUAUUUAGCAGGAAGUUAUUCAUUCAGAGUAAUAGAAAUAGAAGUUUACAAAGCUUCGGAAUGA